Molecule: messenger RNA, 969 nt
Organism: Fraxinus pennsylvanica
Lineage: Eukaryota; Viridiplantae; Streptophyta; Magnoliopsida; Lamiales; Oleaceae
Source: the annotation of a GenBank genome assembly
AUGGCAUCAUUCGACGCGUUUAGCAUGGAAGGCGAUUCGCCGGCGCGUGCAUUUAACGACGGUGGAUACGCUGCUUACGACGAGGGUUACGCCGCCUUCAACAUGCCUGACACUCCACCUUAUACUACGGAGUUCGAGGAGUCGGAAUAUGUGACGGUGGAUCACGUCUCGCACUCGGUGGACAGUUCCGAUCCUUUCGGAUUUGGGUCGAAUCCGGAAUCCGAAUCCGUCCCUCUCUCGAAUGGCAACGGGAAGGCACCUUAUGAUAUUGGCCAAGAUGCGGACGGAAUAUUUAUCUCUGACGGGCCGAUCCUUCCGCCUCCAACUGAGUUGCAAUCAGAAGAAGGCUUCGCUCUUCGUGAAUGGCGGAGGCAAAAUGCCAUUCGACUUGAAGAGAAGGAGAACAGGGAAAAAGAGCUACGAGCUCAAAUUAUACAAGAAGGUGAAGAGUAUAAGCAAGCUUUCUAUGAGAAGAGAAAGCUUAAUGCAGAGACAAACAAGACCACCAACAGGGAGAAAGAGAAGUUAUACUUUGCCAAUCAAGAAAAGUUCCACAAAGAAGCUGAAAAACAAUACUGGAAAGCUAUAGCGGAGCUCAUUCCCAAUGAGGUGCCCAAUAUUGAGAAGAAGGGAAGGAAGAAGGAUCAAGAGAAGAAGUCAUCAAUAAUUGUCGUUCAGGGGCCCAAACCUGGAAAACCUACCGAUCUUUCAAGAAUGCGCCAUUUAUUGGUGAAGCUGAAGCAUAACCCUCCAUCUCAUAUGUUACCACCCCCACCACCUUCGGCCAAGGACGGGAAAGUCGACAAAGACGGAAAAAAUGUCAAAAAUGAGAAAGAUGUGGGACGUAGGGCAACCGGAUCAGUGGCUAAAGAGGCGCCUAAUGCACCUGCAAAAGAGGCAACUUCUAGUGGUUCUCCGGUUGCAACUGAAGAAUCUGUUACUCCUGCCAACGACCAUCCUGCUAGCUGA